AUGGCGUCAACUACUCAAAGACUUCCUAAUCUUCAUGUAUCUUGGGGAACUACCAGUAUAUCAAAUCUUAUAACACCAAGAAUUCCAGAUGUAUUAGUACCAAAACCAGAUGAUUGUCCAUACAGACAGAAAAUGUUCCGAUAUGUAUGGUCCAAACAUCGCUUGCCGUUACUUUCAUCUCAAGAUGUUGUAAAAGUCGACAUUACAGAAAUAGGUGGAAAGAAAUCAACACCCUAUCGUCUACCCCGUAUUGACCCAGAGAUUCCUGGAAGAUAUCUAGAAGAAUCUAUCUGUACAUCCAGGGUAAUGUGGGGACAGUAUGGUUUCGAAGAUGCUAUAAGGAUUCCAGAAUUAAUUCCAGAUGUGAAGCAACCCAGUAUCAACCAUCCCUCCAAACCACUUGGAGCUCAGUAUCGACAUUCUGGUUCUAACAUACCAUCAUUUCGUAACGCUGCAAUAACACCAAGAAUUAAACCAAAAUCUGAAACAACGUAUUGUAGUGUAGCCAAUACACCUCUAGCUAAAACUCUCUUAAAAAAUGAACCCCUUAACAGAGAAUCUUCAGAUAUGCCAGAUUAUUAUCAUCAUAUCAGAAAAACUGAUAGUGGUGAAGGUAUUAUACCUCCUGGUCCUACUCCAACUCCUAUCAGCCGGUCAUUCUCUCCAACUAAAUCUGUUAAAAGUAUCCACUGGGCUCUGGGCAGCACCCAAACACCACUCUUUGACAAGAAGGGUAGAGGCAGGGUUCAAGGACCAUACUCUCGAGAAUUUACAGUGACCUGUGGAGCUCCAAAUAACUGGUUGAAAAUGAGAUUAGGUGGAACCCGAGUUGUCAGUUGAUCUUUUCUGAAUGACAGACACAUCCCAAUAAAUAUCUUAAGGCAGCCAAAGAUGCUUUUCAUAAUUUUUUUGAAAGUUCUUGAGAUAGUUUAAAAAAAACUACUCUAACAAAGUUGUAAUGCAUGAUUUGUUUGCAAUUACACUUAUGAUAUUAUUUAAGUAAUUUAGAGAUUCUGGAUGUAGGAACAGGGGUUGAAACCAGGACAGGUCUUUAUAGUGUUCUUCUUGAAACAACUUGUUUUUACUUCUUUGUAGUUGUAUAUACAUGUAUUUUAUACCCUAUUAUUAUCUAUUUAUCUAUUUUUGUUUGUUUGUUGUUAUAUUUUGUCAAUAAAUCUUUUGAAUAAUGAAUAUAUACAUAUCCAUUUAACCUGGGACAUCCAUCACACUGCUUCAAUAAUGGUAACAGACCAAUUAGUAUUUGAGUUGAGCAACUCAGAUAUGCCUUGCAAGUUUUUAGCUAUUGAUGUUUGAAAAUAGAAAUUCUAAUAACUUUUGUUUAUUGUUUCUACUUGCUGUUAAUCUAUGAAAAAAUAAAUCAUUUCCAUGGUAUGAUAUAAAUGGAAUAAAAGCUGAUAGAGCUGUUUAAAAAGUU
Molecule: messenger RNA, 1435 nt
Organism: Lottia gigantea (owl limpet)
Lineage: Eukaryota; Metazoa; Mollusca; Gastropoda; Lottiidae
Exons: 5
Coding region: 1-840 (279 amino acids)
Source: RefSeq, a predicted model, not a curated record